CUUGCGUCCGUUGCGAGAUGGCGUCGUUGCCAAAUCGCGCGAAUCGAGGGUCGCGUAUCAACAAGUUGAUCGGUGAAGCAGCCGAGGCAGACGAAGCGUUCUGGAGCCAUGAAGUGUGGAAUGACGAUGAGGACGAGGACUACGUGAGCGAAGCCGAGGAGGAAGAUAUCGUGGAUUCGGACUUCGACGAGGAGGAAGCACCCGACGAGGAUAUCCACGACGGAGACGUGGAGCGGAAUCGAAGGGCGAAAACCCGAGCACCGAAGAUAUUGCAUCAACGUCCACUUCGUUCGACUCCUCGUACACCUACAUACUCUUGUCCACCAGCCGCAUCGACUCCAACUGCCCCUGCGGGUCCAAUCGAACCCAUGGCUGUUCGAUCGUCGACCGUCCAGAAGCGGUUCUUGUCGCAGGAGCUCCAGCAAAAGUACACAGAGGAAGCACGCAAUAUGCAUGAUAAAGUUGCCAAGGUCGUUGUGCGAAUGACGCAGGAACAACUGCUGAAGGAAGCCGUGUUGACGGAGGUGCAGAACACUGCGUCGCUGAAUCGACUAGAGCGACUGGAAGAAGAGAAGCGCCUCGUGGACGAGAUCAUGCCCAAAGCAAAGCACACGGGGCCCAUGGUGCGCUACCACAGCGCGCUUGGCAAGCCGAAGCUGAUCACGUUCCUCCAUGUGGACGACUUUCCCGCAGUGUUCAAACGUCCCAAGCACGACACUGUGUCCCGGUGAUCAUCUAUUUCGUUAAUGCGAUGAUUUAGUUCCGAAACGAUUUUCAAAAGUGCCCAGAUUAUUCUUUUCUUG
Aphanomyces invadans is the source of this 803-nucleotide messenger RNA. RefSeq lists its product as hypothetical. Gene Ontology annotation, biological process: chromatin remodeling; regulation of DNA-templated transcription. Lineage: Eukaryota; Oomycota; Saprolegniomycetes; Saprolegniales; Verrucalvaceae. Gene Ontology annotation, cellular component: nucleus. Gene Ontology annotation, molecular function: ATP-dependent H2AZ histone chaperone activity. The transcript has a single exon. Bases 18 to 731 code for a protein of 237 amino acids. The record is from RefSeq and is a predicted model, not a curated record.